AUGCAGCUCACCAGCCUCUUCACCGUCCUGGCCGUUCCGGUCAUGGUCCUCGCUACCGCCGACCCGGCCACCUCCAACACGGAGGGCAAGUACCCGUCCUCUUACAACUGCGAUGCCUCCGUGGUAUCCACCUCGAUCCAGGCCGCUGAGUGCGCCUACAACACCCGGACCUCAGACCAGACCUUUGCCGUGUUCGAGACCGACCAUCAGUACGACGACGUCGAGGGCGCCCCGUACGGAACAUGCAGCGCCUACGCGUGCACCGCUCCCAGCGACUCCGACAUGGUGUCCGACUCAGACUACUGGACGUUCUUCUGGAGUGAUGCUGGUGAGUCCAGUGGUGUUGGCACGGACUGCAUCAAGGACCCUUCUACUGGAGAGUGUGGCUGCGAGGACUCGGAUGGGACCUUUAUCGCCGGCAGCUCUAGCUGCACCUAA
Cryphonectria parasitica EP155 is the source of this 438-nucleotide messenger RNA. RefSeq lists its product as uncharacterized. NCBI's taxonomy places the organism in Eukaryota, Fungi, Ascomycota, Sordariomycetes, Diaporthales, Cryphonectriaceae. The transcript has 2 exons. The record is from RefSeq and is a predicted model, not a curated record. Bases 1 to 438 code for a protein of 145 amino acids.